Messenger RNA from Pedinophyceae sp. YPF-701, 393 nucleotides. The record is from the annotation of a GenBank genome assembly. NCBI's taxonomy places the organism in Eukaryota, Viridiplantae, Chlorophyta, Pedinophyceae.
AUGCCCAACAACAACGGGCUCAACAAGCCCGCCAAGUCCCAGCGGCCCUCGCGGGCGAAGGCGAAGCGCAUUGCCACGCGGGCGAAGCGGAAGCAAGUGGGCACUCACAAGGCUGCCAAGGCCGUCGUGGACUGGAGGAAAAGCGCGACGGGGGGGAAGAUGGCUGCGAGCAAGAUGAAGAAGCGGGCGCGGAGGAUGCUGAAGGCGGAGAAGAAGGCGCUGAUACACAAGCAGGCGAUGGACAUUGACGACGACGACGACGGACCAGCUGCUUCUAAGAACAACACCAGGGUGGCGAAGCCCGCAGGGAUUGCAGUCAAGAAGGGCGUGCGCGUCGCCGGGAAGGCGACGCGGUCCAGCAAGGCGGCCGCCGCGUCGAUGCAGGUCGACUGA